Messenger RNA from Eupeodes corollae, 1303 nucleotides. Its product is annotated as protein gurken. The transcript is spliced from 3 exons. NCBI's taxonomy places the organism in Eukaryota, Metazoa, Arthropoda, Insecta, Diptera, Syrphidae. Bases 223 to 1029 code for a protein of 268 amino acids. Gene Ontology annotation, molecular function: receptor ligand activity; epidermal growth factor receptor binding. Gene Ontology annotation, biological process: epidermal growth factor receptor signaling pathway. The record is from RefSeq and is a predicted model, not a curated record.
GUGACGAGUAAGCGUAAGGACAUCGUGAAUUGAGUUUCGGUUCGAUUUUUUUUUUCCUUUAACUCGUCGUCGCCGUGGACGAAUCGCGUUUUUUCACUAUUUCAGCCGGUCUGAAAUGGCUUUUUUCGGGUUUUCGUAAAUAAAAUCUUUUUUCAUUUUCCAAUUUUGUUCAUUCUCGUGCGCAAAUGUAAAUGUAAUACAAAAAAUGUCAAUUUUUUCAUAAUGAUUCGAAUAAAUAUUAUUCUUAUGCUGUCAACAAUCAUACCUGACUUAGAUUGUUGUUCGAGCUUUACAAUUUUCAAUAGAAAAUCCAUUCAAUUAUAUCCUAAUACUGGCAUUGAGCUUUCACUGCACAAACCAAUACAAUUUCAACAAAGCCAUCACAAUCAUCAUUCGUUUCAUCAACAACAAACCCCACCUUCCCCGCCACCAGCAUUUCCUACACCUCAAAUACCACUUAUAUCACGAGGACAUGGAGAAGUCCAAACUAAUUCCAGGUCCAGGUACAAACAUCUGCCUUCAAAUGAGAAUAAUGACUCCGAGCAAUUAGAAGAAGAAAAGCUAAACAGAUCAUCAAGAUUGUAUUUCAAAGAAGACAAGGCACGAUUAGAUCGGAAAUUAGCAAAUGAUUAUCCUGAAAAUGUUUUCUCAACAAUAGAAACAACAGUACCACCAAUUGAAACUCCAACAACGGAAGAAUCACAAAAACUUCCAGAUGACGAUGCUCAAUAUAAAUUAAUUAAUGAAAUAGUUUCAUUGGAAUGUGUUGACUUUUUGAAAUUGGAAUUUUGUUUAAAUGGUGGAAGAUGUUUCCUUUAUCCAAUUUUAAAUCAUAGUCUGUCGUCGUGUGAAUGUGCUGAGGGCUUUGUAGGAGAACGAUGUGAAGCCAAGAGCUACGAAUUUAUACCCAGGAUACGUCCCCGAUUGGUUCUAGCGAAGACUAGAGGUGGACCAUUGAUUUAUGGAUUAGCUUUCGUGGACAUACUAUUUCUUUUGUUUUUGUUUUGCAAAAAUUAUAAUAGAGACUAAAAAUGUAUGAAUGUUAAAAAAAGUAAUUUAAUAUGCGCAUUCGUUUUAAGACAAGAAAAAUUACCGGUAAUUUUUCAUUUUCGUACUUUUCUUUAAAUGUACUAAUUUAAAAUUUAAUUUUGUAUUUAAAAAACACAACAACGCGUUGUUUUCAAGUAAAUAUUAUGCUUUACCAUAAUCAAAAAUAAGCUUGUUUCAUAUUUUUUUUGUAAAUAAUACGUAUUAAGUAAAAACGUGUGUAAAUAAAAGAACGUCGAACCGGAAACUUUUUCUA